AUGCAAGAAGUGGUUAAUGCACUACCUGGCGGAUACCCCGAAUCGAUUCAACCUCCGACGUCGAAUCAACAGUCACUUUCGCAAGCGGUUUAUUCCAGGAGGUCUGAAUACACGAAACCGAAAAACAUCAAGAUCAAGGUUGGAACUUGGAAUGCCGCUGCUUACAAGGGCGCUGAGAAAGAUAUUGCUUGGUUUGUUGACGGCAAAGGAAUUGCUGAAGGCUUGACCGAUCUCACUGUCGAGGAUGAAUCCGAAUCAAAGGAUGAUGCGGCAUCACAAGACCGAAGUUCACUGGAUGAUCGUGAAGGCGUGGAAGAUCAGGAAGCCCGAUACAAGAAGAAGAAAUCCACCUUGCCAAAAAAUGACCCUGGCCUAUUACCUGGAGGCGAAGACAUCGGACUUUAUCUCCUAGGACUUCAGGAAAUCGUGGACGUCAAUUCUGCCGCGGAAGCACUGAGACCAUACACGGAUCCUUCGGUUGGCCAGAAAUGGAAGAGCGAGAUGGAAGCCCAUCUGCCCAGAGGAUACAAAUUCGUCGCCGAACAACAGCUUAUAGGAAUGCUGCUGCUAAUAUAUGCCUCUCCGGACGUGGCUGCGGAUAUCAAAUCUGUUAGCACGACUAGUGUCGGUACAGGACUCAUGGGUUAUAUGGGCAACAAGGGCGCCGUGACUGCCCGCAUCGUCCUCGGAGAAACGACUCGUCUAGUCUUUGUCAACGCUCAUCUGGCUGCUGGAACGGACAAAGGUGCUGUCGAGCGCAGGAACUGGGAUUAUGGACAAGUUAUGAGUCGCACCAAGUUCGAGCCCAUCUCCGAUUCAAUGGGCCUCUCGCAGAAUAUUGGCGAAGGCAUCGAUGAUGCAGACUUUGCUUUCUUUGUUGGCGACCUGAACUACAGACUUGAGGGCAUCCCUGGCGAAGACGUCCGCCGCUUGUUGAUGCUGCAUACACGAAACGAGUACGAUCUAUCCAAGAAGCAAGGCAAGAAGGUCGACAAGGAAAUCGCGCGCAACCAAGCUUCGAUCGAAAGACGAAGGGAGAACAGAACUUCUACGGAUUCUGGAGUUUCUCAAGUGUCGACUGUGAGGUCACGCGAAGAUGACGACGUCCAGGACGAAGACAUUGACGCAGAAGAGGCACUCGAUGCAGUAGAUGAUCCUGCUUCAUUACAUACCACUCUGUCAUCUUUGUUGCCCCACGAUGAAUUGCACCAACAACAAAAGGCAAGAAAGGCCUUCCAGGGCUGGCAAGAGGGACCAAUCACGUUUUUACCCACAUACAAGUACGAUGCUGGAAGUGUCGGCGUCUUCGACUCUAGCGAGAAGAGGCGAGCACCGAGUUGGUGUGAUCGUAUCCUCUGGCGGACACGGCGCGACAUGCUUUCAUACGAGAGCACGAUUGCCGAAGAAGAAGAGUCCAAGAGGAAAGACGAAGAGAUGAAAAACAAUGGCAUGGACGAGGCAGCCAAGGACGAGGAAAUGCUUUACGACUAUGAUCCUGACGAAGAUGCUGACGAAUCUGGCUCAUACGAUGAAUAUGACGAUGCACCUCCUGGAACAGUCAUCACGAAAGAAGGCUUCGCUGACGAAAUCAGUUUGGAAGCAUAUGUGGCGCAUCAGAGAGUUUUGUCUUCUGAUCACAAGCCACUGGACGCUAUUUUCUCAUUCAAGUAUGAUGCUGUCGUUCCAGAGCUGAAAUCAAAGAUUCAUCAGGAAGUUGCACGGGAGUUGGAUAGGGCAGAGAAUGAGGGUCGGCCCAACGUGACAGUUGUGGUCGAUCGUCCUCAUUCUAACGAAGAAGGCACCUCCGAUGACGAUCCCCUCAAAUUCGAAGGUGUCUGGUUUGGCGAAGUCAGGUAUGCAAUGCACAAGCAUCGAAGCCUUACUGUAGCAAAUACAGGUCAAGUACCGGCAACUGUUUACUUUAUUGAUCGCCCCGUCGGCCCCGGCCAACAUCCCGGAACAUCUCCAAGUUGGGUAAGCAUGAAGAUUGAUGAUGGUACCGGUAAACUAUCCUCCGAUCUCAGCAAACGCACCCUCGAGCCCGGUCAAGCCUUCAACGUGGAACUCGAACUCCGUAUUCUCGACGUCAGUCUCGCCCGCCAAUUCAAUGAAGGCAUAAAGUCCAUGGAAGAUAUCCUCGUUUUGCGAGUCGAAAAUGGCCGUGACCACUUCAUCCCUCUCCGUGGCACAUGGCUGGAAUCCUCACUCGGUCACUCGAUCUCAAAACUCAUAAGGAUCCCCGAAGGCGGCAUCCGCAAACUUCAACGGCAGCGACCCGAUAGUAGUAAAAGCACUGCAUCUGCGGGCUCGGCUAUUGACGACGAAACACCGGUAAAGUGGUCGGCGCCCCGCGAGCUAUUCCGGCUGACGGAGGUGAUAGAGGAAUUAACCGUCCGCGUUACUGCUGAGUGGGGCAUGCUGCAUGAUCCGUCCACACAGCCGCCGCCUUGGGAGCGCUUUGCUGGCUGGCCAUUCGUGCCGCAGUCUUGGACUUGCAAAGAUGACAAAGAACGACAUGAUCGUCUUGCUGAUAUCGUGGAAGCGUUGGAUACAGAUGUUUCCUUUGACUCUGUGUUUCCUUCUGACAUCUCUCAUAUCGAAAAAUUAGAGUCGUUGGCCGAGUUUUUCAUCAUGUUUAUGAGCGCCAUGGAUCAAGGCAUUGUGACCAAGGACAUCUGGACGCAAUUGGAUGUCGGACUUACCAAACAGGAAAAAUCCAAACUUGCCCAAUCGGCGGAGGAACAACGCACAUGGGCGCAAGAAAUUCUGUCCUCUGCUCCUUCUCACUCCAUCUCCUUUAUCCUGAUCACCUCGAUGCUGGAUCGCAUCAUCAGCGAGACCAUCACGGCUAUUACCCAUAACCACCCUGCUUUGUUGGCAAAAUCUCCACCUCCAGCGACGUUCUUGGUUACGAUACCGCAAAAUUUGAGAAAGAAGAAUUGGGCAAAGGAUGGAAAGGAGGCUUGGAGACAGGGUGUCGGAAGGGCAUUGGCGUGUACGUUCUAUGGUGCUAUGAUCAGGGGAGGAGAAGAAGAGGGGCAGAAGGAGAAAGAAAAGGCUGCGGGCAGAGAGAGGAAGAUCAGGUUCUUGGAGCUGUUUUUGCUGUAA
Messenger RNA from Aureobasidium pullulans EXF-150, 3108 nucleotides. Its product is annotated as DNase I-like protein. Gene Ontology annotation, molecular function: phosphatidylinositol-4,5-bisphosphate 5-phosphatase activity. Lineage: Eukaryota; Fungi; Ascomycota; Dothideomycetes; Dothideales; Saccotheciaceae. The transcript has 3 exons. Gene Ontology annotation, biological process: phosphatidylinositol dephosphorylation. The record is from RefSeq and is a predicted model, not a curated record. Bases 1 to 3108 code for a protein of 1035 amino acids.